Messenger RNA from Brassica napus (rape), 751 nucleotides. RefSeq lists its product as uncharacterized. The coding region runs from base 1 to 576 and encodes 191 amino acids. Lineage: Eukaryota; Viridiplantae; Streptophyta; Magnoliopsida; Brassicales; Brassicaceae. The transcript has 3 exons. The record is from RefSeq and is a predicted model, not a curated record.
AUGGGGGAGACCCAAUUAGGAUUCUUAGAGCAUGAUUUAACACAUUUCUGUAAACUUGCCGAUGGAUACCAAAGGACAGGGUGCUACAACAACUUAUGCUCAGGUUUCGUUCAAAGGAGCAAUCUUAUCACUGUAGGUGGAACCUACACCACCGUCUCAGAAUACGACGGAGAUCAAUACGACCUCUCCAUGCUUAUAUGGAAGGAUGGCGAAAACUGGUGGCUAAAGGUCGGUGAAGAGCUUGUGGGGUACUGGCCUGGCAAGUUAUUCAAUUCUCUAGGAGAUGGAGCUACCAUAGUUCAAUGGGGAGGUGAAAUCGUUAACUUGGAGACUGGUGGGAAACACACGACCACGGACAUGGGAAGCGGGCAUUUUGCAGAUGAAGGUUUUAAGAAAGCGAGCUAUUUCAGGAAUCUUAUGACAAUCGAUGAAACCAAUACUCUGAUAGAACCACAAGGAGUUUACCCCACGACUGGUCAUGAUAACUGUUACAACAUUAAAGCAGGAGAUGCUGGAAGUUCCUGGGGGGUUAAUUUCUUCUACGGUGGCCCUGGCCAGAACGAGAGAUGCCCUUGAUUUGGAUCUGUGUGCUCAAAUAUUUUGAGUAUUUUACAUGCAUGUCUGCAUGUAUCUGACUAUGAAUGUGUGAGUAAGAAAAAUAAUUCACGUCAUGGAAGUUAAUUUUAUCUGUGUCUUUGGAUAAUAUGUGUGUACAAGCUUUUCGAAUUUCGCGUGUUUAAUUUGAAUAACA